Syngnathoides biaculeatus (alligator pipefish) is the source of this 3648-nucleotide messenger RNA. RefSeq names its product family with sequence similarity 171 member B (gene fam171b). NCBI's taxonomy places the organism in Eukaryota, Metazoa, Chordata, Actinopteri, Syngnathiformes, Syngnathidae. The transcript has 8 exons. The coding region runs from base 141 to 2501 and encodes 786 amino acids. The record is from RefSeq and is a predicted model, not a curated record.
ACACACACACACACCUAGUCUCAACACCAGCAUCAUCCCAUCUCGCUGAUUUGAUCAACUCAAGCCCCACCCCACAACAACCCCCCCUUUUGGCCUCGCUGUCGGCGGUUCGUUAUGUCUAUAAACAUAUAUGUUUCGCCAUGCCCAAUGCCGAGCGCCUCUUGACUGCAUUACUGCCGCCGCCGCUGCUGCUGCUCCUUGUACGCUCCUUGCUUCUGAUUUAUUUUGAUGCUCCAGUGGGAGCUGCUGAUGAGGGCGGCGGCCUUCCCCCCUCCUUGCCCGGGGACAAUGGCAAAAGCGCCGCCGCCACCACUGGGAUGUUUCUCGUGGCCUCCGCUUUGACUGCAGAGCCCCAGUUUCCCCUAAAGGUUCUUGUGAGAGACAUGGUGACACGUCAGCUUUUGCCAGGGGCCCUGGUGGGAAUUUAUGUGAACCACAGCUUGAGCAGCUCCACCUGGACAGGGGAGGAAAGUGAAGUACUUCUCUGGGUUCCAUACAUCCCGCUGCUAAGUCUGACUCUGGUGGCCACUAUGGAAGGUUAUGUCCCCAGCUCACUGCCUUGGACCACUACUAAGAGACCCAUCUUUUCUGCUGUCACGUUGCUGCUGCUUCCUCAGAGGCAAGGCAACAUCUGGCUAUUCGAAGACUCUGUGGUCAUCACAGCCAAGUUACCAGGUAGUGCCUCUCAGCCCAAGAUAAAGAUUCCCAAGAACCUACUCACACUACCCGACAAGAACAACAUGUCAUCAUUGACAGCUUACCUGACUGUGCCACAGUUAGCGAAGGACUGUGUCAACUGCACUCCAGGCUUUAGAAGCACUGGGUUGAAGCCGGUAGCAGCAGUCAGUGUCCUGCUCUAUGCAGGAGGUGAGGAGCUCCAGGUUCGAGGGCCUAUCCAGUUCAGCAUGCCUCUGGGAAGCAGCACCCACCACCGUGCCUCUGAGACCAUUCCAGCCUGGUCCUUCAACCUACAGACAGGUGCCUGGGAGAAUCAGGGUCUGGGAAUAGUGAAGACACUCGGUGAGGAGUUGGUUUGGACAUACACUGCUUCCCACCUGGGAUAUUGGAUCGCCGCCCCCCUGCCUUCAAAUGAUCAUGGAAGCUCCUUGGAUUUCCUUUCAUAUCACACCCUUCUCUCGGUGGGAAUACUGGCAGGAACUCUGGUAGUAGUAAUAGGAUUCUUGUCUUUGCUGUUGUGUCAGUGCGGAAGUUCCCACCGAGAGCCCAGGGGGAGGCGAGCCCGCUUUUCCAAACUCACAGUGGUGAAAAAGGACCAAACCACCUCCAUGCACAUGGAGGAGGGUCUGCUCUUCCACUCAGGUGAGAAUAUCCUGGCCCCCUGUAACGUCCACUGUGACCCUUUGUCCACCCCAAGGCACAAAGCCAACUACAACAUCUACGUGGAAGACCCAGCCAGUCAAGUGAAAGCUCCUCUAUAUGAGAAUAUUUCUACCGAUCAUAUCAAAGUCCCCAAUGUACAUUCUCAUUACAUCAACAACGAGGAGGUAUCUCGCCUUAUGGAGCAGAUGGAACUGAACCGCAGCAACAUAAACUCCGACAGCUUCUUUCCUGACAAGCUGGUUCAUAUCUACAACCACUCAGUGGCCAUCAUCCCAGCGCCAGAUAUUUUCGGCAAUCAAGAGCCGCAAAAAGCUGGCUGCAAGUCUGCCACGUUCCCCCGCAAUGGAAACGAGUUUGACACAGAAGCGGCAAAAAACGACAGCUAUGGCCAGACGCUUGGCAAAAUGCAAGGCAGCCAACAGCAAAGCAACCAAGAUGAGCCCCAGCCUCUGGAGACUCCUCCCCCGAGCCAAGGGCCUCCUGCUGUAUGGGGCCACUACAGUAACCUCCUUGAGUCCUCCGUCUCGGUGCCAGGGACUCUCAAUGAGGCAGCAGGGAUGGAAGGUUUCAGUGGUGCUCACGGCAUUUCAAGCGAGCUUCAAGGCAUCUCUGAGCGCACUCUGUUGGAGCUGACCAGGGGUAAGUCUUCGUCAUCCCACCCGAGGGCCUGGUUCGUCUCCCUGGAUGGGAAACCCGCAGCUCAGGUGCGCCACUCAAUCAUUGAGCUCCAGAGCCGCCGCCGCCCUCCCAGCAGCAACGACACCAGCCUGGACUCUGGGGUGGACAUGAACGAGCCUCAACAGAAUAUCCGUGAUAUGCGGCGGGAAAGGACUUCAAUGCGGGCUUCUUCGGUUCCGCACCACAGUAGAAGCGGGAGGUAUGGCGAAGACCAAGAUCUGAGCAGCAGCGAGAGUGGCACUACUGCCACUGACACCCCAGAGGACCACUCUCUCAGGAACAUUCUAGAUGGAAGCAGUGGGGCUAUUCCCAACAUACCAGAGGAGCAAGACGGGAUGGACACAUCCAGCACUCAGGAAGACAGUGAGUUCAGAGAGACACCCCCUCCACGCCGCCUGAAGAAAGGAAAGGAGAAGAUGAAAUCAGAGAAAAGAAGUACCAAGCACGUUCGAGAGGGCCGACCUCUGACAAAGAGACGAUAGAAGAAAAGAUAAAUCCGAGCAUUUUUCCCUAUGCUUGAUUUUCCUCUGCCAGGCAAUGUUGUUGUCGAACUGUGUGAUUGUACAACUUUGCCAAAGUUUGCACAAAAGUUCUGUUGAAGCAUCAAGUACCCGCAAACACUUUGAAGAUCACCAGCGAGAUUCCUCCCAUGGACCUAAUGUCCCACAAUCCCCGCACUGAGGGUGCCUUGAAACAAUGAAGUGAUGUAAGAGGGAGUUAAUGCUGGUGAGUCUGCGGGACAAAUACGACACAGGACAACAUACAGUAUUUUAUGCGCUUAUCAACACCUGCCAUACUGCGCUGAUGUACUGUUUUUUUCUCCAAAAGAAACUCAUGAAAUUAUACCCAGAAUCAACCUGGAGUUUUUUUUUUUUUUUUUUUUUUCGGGUAGUAACAUUUGUAAAGCUGCCAUUUUUUUAAAUGCAUGAACAAUAGGUUUACUUGUUUUUUGGAGAAAUACUUCUCACUAUAGUGCAAAUAUCUUAUUGUGUUAUUCAUCCCAGUGAAUUCAAUUUCAACAUCACAGCAGCAGUCUUUUCUUAGUUGUUUUUUUAUAGUUACAUUUUGUGCCUUGCUUUACUUUGAAAAUGUUUUUUUAUUUUUUAUUCAUUGUAUAAUUAAUAGGAUGCAGACAACAUCACCCAUUAUGAUAUCCAACAUGGGAUCCAUUUUCAUGCACAAUGCAGAAUCUAGAAAUAUUUGCAGCAAAAUUGAUGUUUAAAGCUGAACAGUUUUGCCAAAUGUAGUCUUCCAUUAUAGAUUCAGGAUUGCCAUGAAUUUGUGUGUAAAUUUUCAAAUCGCUUCUGUUAUGUGACUGUGAUGUUGUUGGUUGUGUGGUUUUGUUCUACUUCUACACUUGAAGUUUCAUUGUCAAAAAAUGUGGCAUUUAAUUGUUUUGGAGUUUAUGACAAGUGGAGCAGAAAAGUGAUCGAUGUUAUUUUUAAAUGUAGCAACAAUAUGAACACUUGAGUCUGGAGGCUUCUAUAAGAACAGAGCAAACAUUCACAUGUAGUUGCUCAAUGUAUUUCGCUUUCUUUGUCAGUCAAGCCAUGUUUCUUUGCAAUGUACUGUACUCUAUUAUGUACUGUAUUUUGUGCUCUAAAUUAUUAAACGUACUUGUUUAACCUC